Messenger RNA from Tuber melanosporum (Perigord truffle), 531 nucleotides. RefSeq lists its product as uncharacterized. The record is from RefSeq and is a predicted model, not a curated record. The transcript is spliced from 2 exons. Gene Ontology annotation, biological process: translation. Lineage: Eukaryota; Fungi; Ascomycota; Pezizomycetes; Pezizales; Tuberaceae. Gene Ontology annotation, molecular function: structural constituent of ribosome. Gene Ontology annotation, cellular component: ribosome; mitochondrial large ribosomal subunit. The coding region runs from base 59 to 442 and encodes 127 amino acids.
CAGAUAUCCCGCAACAACCAACCAACGGACAGCAAAACAAAGUAGAAAAAAAAACCCAAUGUUUCGCAGACCCCUUACCCUCCUCCACCGCUUACCCCAGCGCCUCCCACGCAUCGCCACCCCCCCGCUCACCAGAACCAUAAUAACAAAGACUACCCCUCUCCGCCCGUCUACCAUCUCCUUCACCCCAGCUGGCCUGGCCACCCCCGUCCCUACCUCGACGGGGGUGGGAUUGGCCGUGACGGCACCGUUGAUGCUAAAGAUAAGUUCAAACCCCGGGCUCGUGGGGCUGCAGGUGCGCUGUGGGCCGCGGGAUACCUAUAAUCCGAGCCAUCGAGUGCGGAAGAGGCGGUUGGGCUUUUUGGCGAGGAAGCGGACGCCCGGUGGACGGGGGGUACUGAGAAGGAGGAGGUUGAAGGGGAGGAAGAGUUUGACGCAUUAGGGGGAGUGGGGGGAGUUGGUAUUGGUGUAUGAACGGAUGGAUGGAGAUAAAUGUUUUAUGCAAUAUACAUAGCUACUUUAUUUUUCACA